AGCCCCAGCCUCACCAACUCGCUGCGAUAACCGCAAGCCGACCUUCGCCUCCAUCUCUACUGCGCAUACCUCCUGCGCCUCUAGAAUCGCAUUUUGAGACCGCAUCACACGAUACACGCGAUGCAGCUCACCACAGUUCUCCUCGCAGGCCUCAGCGCCGUCAGCGUCUCGGCGGUGCCCUCGAUGGGCGCCUCGUGGGUCCCUAACCAGGUUACCGUGAAGGAGGAGUUCAAGGUGCCUGGCGACAACCCUCUGUACUUCUGCGCAGACCCAGCAGACUAUAUCCUGCAGAUUGACAAGGUCGACCUUGACCCCAACCCACCUAAGCCUGGCGAGAAGCUGAGCAUCAAGGCUUCUGGUGAUUUCAGCGAGGAGGUCGGCGAGGGCAGCAAGAUGCACCUGCAAGUCAAGUACGGACUGAUCACCCUGAUCAACCAGGAGCGCGACGCGUGCGACACCAUCGAGCAGGCUGAUCUGAAGUGCCCGCUGAAGAAGGGUGAACUGAGCCUGACCAAGGACGUUGCUCUGCCUCGCGAGAUUCCUCCGGGCACAUACACCGUUCUUGCAGAUGUAUAUACCGAGGACGGCGACAAGAUCACUUGCCUAACCGCGAAGAUUGCUUUCCACCGGUAAUUGCCUAUUCAGCCCUCCGCCACUCAAGCCUAAGGCGUCGCUCCAGCACCAACAACGACCCUGAUAACACCAACACUCCAAGUGGCGGUACCCUCGAUGGCUCCGGUAUCUUGAGUUUCGGCAAUGUGAAGAUUGGCAAGCGGAAGUUUGAGAUGUCUGGUCCUGCAGCUGGGCUUGUGCAGCAAAGAAUGCAAGAGCGCCUGCGACAGCGCAAUGAACUGUAGGGCGGGUGGAAGCUGUAUCUUUCGAUCGCAUGAUAUCAUGCAACGGCACGUUUUGUUUAUUCCAUGGAUGAGCACAGCAUAAUGUAUAUACGACACAACCAAUGCACACUUACGACGCA
Boeremia exigua is the source of this 976-nucleotide messenger RNA. Its product is annotated as ML domain-containing protein. Gene Ontology annotation, molecular function: sterol binding. Gene Ontology annotation, biological process: intracellular sterol transport. The transcript is spliced from 3 exons. The coding region runs from base 121 to 633 and encodes 170 amino acids. NCBI's taxonomy places the organism in Eukaryota, Fungi, Ascomycota, Dothideomycetes, Pleosporales, Didymellaceae. The record is from RefSeq and is a predicted model, not a curated record.